Molecule: messenger RNA, 530 nt
Organism: Tetranychus urticae (two-spotted spider mite)
Lineage: Eukaryota; Metazoa; Arthropoda; Arachnida; Trombidiformes; Tetranychidae
Source: RefSeq, a predicted model, not a curated record
AUGGCAAUGAAACUAAAUUAUCAGUCUUCUUUAUUUGGAUCAAUACGAUUGAAGAAAAUCAAAAAUGAACAUUUCUUUUUAUAUUUUGUUGCUUUUUGUUGUCUCAACUUAUGCUGGUAAACUUCAACCAAAACUUCCGAAAUUGAAGGAACCCAAGCGACCUGUAAAUUCUAACAUUGGUGCUUCUGGAAUCCAAUCCAGUUCAAGUGUUGGCUCUGCUAAUGUAAGGAAAACCAGAUCGAUUACCGAUCCUGGUUUUAGAACCUUAGUCAUCCAACGAGAAAGGGAAAAUUGUUUCUCUAAGUUUCCUGUAAGGAUGUGUGCUGAUAACGAAAAUGCUUCACAAACUGAAUCCCAGCAGGUUGAUCUGGUUUGUCUGGAUAAGAGUUCAGAUCCACUUGCCAUUCUUUUGGUCAAAGAAGCUAAAAAACGAAUGCUUUCUGAAUUUAUGGGUCGUGACAAGACUGAAACUUAUACUUACGAUUCACCAACCAAGUGCAGCAAUUAAGGAAUCAAUUCGAUAAAUUAAA